This is a messenger RNA of Vigna unguiculata (cowpea), 1554 nucleotides long. Its product is annotated as polygalacturonase-like. NCBI's taxonomy places the organism in Eukaryota, Viridiplantae, Streptophyta, Magnoliopsida, Fabales, Fabaceae. The record is from RefSeq and is a predicted model, not a curated record. Gene Ontology annotation, biological process: carbohydrate metabolic process. Gene Ontology annotation, molecular function: polygalacturonase activity.
CCAUAGCCAUUUUCAUGAAACAUCUUUCAUUAUUCAAGAUAGCAUCAAUUCUCACUUUCACACAAAGGGAAAUCCAACAAACAAUGGCCCUCCCAAGACACCAACUCUUUUUGUUCCUCGUUGCCAUGUUUGUUUCUUUUGCUGAUAGCACAGUGCCAGAGGACCCACUUAGGUUAUUUCAUCAGGCUUCUCCUAAAGACAAGAACUUCAUCAUGCAGAGUACACAACAUGUUUUGAAGUUGAAGAGUUUUGGCAAAUUGGGUCUCGUUUCUUCUUCGCUUAAAAUGGUUAACGUCAAUGAUUAUGGAGCUCAUGGAGAUGGUAAAACUGAUGACACUCUGGCAUUCAAGAAGGCUUGGAAAGUAGCAUGUUCAUCUGCAGGAGCAGUUUUUGUGGUGCCGCAGAAAAGUUAUGUACUCAAGCCAAUCACAUUUUCUGGACCUUGCAAAUCCAACAUCGCAGUACAGAUAUCUGGGACCCUUGAAGCAUCAGAUAAUCCAUCAGAUUACAGUGGAGACCGCACACACUGGAUUAUGUUCCACAGUGUUCAGAAACUAUCAGUUAAUGGUGGUGGAACCAUCGAUGGAAAUGGAAACAUAUGGUGGCAAAACUCAUGCAAAAGGAACCACAAGCUUCCUUGCAAGAAGGCCCCUACGGCGUUGACUUUCUACCGGUGCAACUACUUAACAGUUGAAGAUUUGACGAUAAAGAAUGGCCAACAGAUGCAUGUGUCGUUCGAAGAAUCUAAGAAUGUUAUAGCUUCUGGUCUCACUGUGACAGCACCUGAGGAUAGCCCCAACACUGAUGGAAUUCACAUCACAAACACUCAAAACAUCCAAAUCUUAAACACAGUUAUAGGAACAGGUGAUGAUUGUAUAUCAAUAGAAAGUGGAUCCACGAAUGUGCAAGCCACAAAAAUAACCUGCGGACCAGGCCAUGGUAUCAGCAUCGGAAGCUUAGGGUCUGGGAAAUCCAAGGAUUUUGUUUCAGGAGUAACGAUAAACGGUGCUAAAUUUUCUGGAACUACAAAUGGAGUAAGAAUUAAAACAUGGCAGGGAGGUUCAGGAAGUGCAAGCAACAUCAAGUUUCAGAACAUUGAAAUGGACAAAGUAAUGAACCCCAUAAUAAUAGAUCAGAAUUACUGUGAUCAAGCGACACCAUGCAAAAAACAAAAAUCUGCAGUUGAGAUCAGGAAUGUGUUGUACGAAAACAUAAAGGGCACAAGUGCUUCUGAUGUGGGUGUGCAAUUUGAGUGCAGCGAGAAGUUCCCAUGCAAAGGGAUAGUGUUGCAGAACGUAGAGCUUGAACGUGAAGAUGGAGAAGGGGCCAAAGCUUCAUGCAACAGUGUUCAAUUGUCCUACAUUGGAGAUGUUAACCCUCAAUGCCCAUAGCAAUAUUACAAAACACACACUUCCAAAUAAUGCAACAUUAAUUGUUUUGCACAUAUAAUAAGGCUAAUUCAUUUGUAUAGCAGCCAACAAUCAUAUUUGUAUCAUAUCUCAUCAUUUGUUCUAUGUUCCAUAAAUAAAAUUUAACUUAUCAUACUUUACUUUA